AAUCCGCCGCCGAGGGAGGCGGGACAUGCAGCCCGCCGGGUGACUCGGAAGUGGACGCGCGACCUUUUAGCGGCCGUGGGAGAGCGAGCUGCCUUUCCAGCCAUCUUGGGUUUUGAGUAACUGAGGCAAAAUGCCUGGUGAAGCCACAGAAACCGUUCCUGCCACAGAGCAAGAAAUGCAGCAGCCGCAAGCUGAAACAGCUGAAGAUCACAGUGAUGUCAACACUUCCCCUGCCCCUGGGGGAGAAAGCACUGUUCUGAGCGGAAUUACUCCAGCUACCGACGCAACCGUUACUGAGCUGGCAAGUGAAGCUUCCAAGAUGGAGGCCACCACUGAGAAUGCAGUGUCUCGCGAGCCGUCAGCUGGGUCUGGUGCUCCUGCCUCAGAAGCUCCAGCUGUGCCUGAUGCAGUCCAAGUACCUGUAUCCCCCGUUUCUCCUGAGAAGUCUGUUCAAACUGCAGCUGCUAUUGAAACCUGUUCUGAGCAUGAAUCGGUUUCCUCAGCCAGUGAGUACAUUCAGGCUGAAUGCGACUCCAGCGGUGCCAGUAAGAUGGAACUUUCAGCUGCUACUGACUUGCAUGGCCCAGAUCUUCAGCUUCCAUCCCCCCAAACAGUCAACGAACAACCUUCACCCCUUCUGCCUUCCCCUGUCCUACCUCCUGUCCAGUCUCCUUCAGAGCUCUUUCCAUCUUCUAUUCCUGUUCUUUCCUCUGAGGUGCUCUCUCCCCCUCCUGCUGACCCCACCACUAGCCAACUGCCUUUGUCUCCCGAACCAGCUGAUGUUGACGGGCUGCCUUCAUCUGAAAUGGCUGCUACUUCUGUUGAGCAUUUGUCCGCUGAUUCGGUUGUUGCUGCCACUGUUAAACCGUUGAGUUUGGGCAGUUCCCAAGUCAGCGAACAAUCUGAGUUGUCUCGUCACGCUACUGUUUCUUUGGCCACUGAAGUAGAUUCUGACCUGGGACUGUCCCCAUCUGACGUUGCUGAUGCUAUACCUAUACCUCUGCCUGCCCCUGUGGCUCCCACUACUACAUCGGCUGAAGUGGUUGAUGGCCCCAGCAUCGAUCAGUUGCACUUGCCCACUGACCCUCCAAAUGCCAUUGCAAUAGACAGUGAGGUUUCGACUCAAUUGGAGGCAAGUAUUAUGCCUGGGUCUGUGAGGAAUGAAGAGGUCCUCCCUGAUGCUGUAGUUCCCAGCGAUGUUAUUGCUAUUACUCUGCCCCCACUCACUGACCUCCCUGUGUCCCCUUCUGCUGGGCAGCCUUUAGCUGAUGCACCUGGAAUCCAAGCAGAACUGUCCUCAUCUGACAGUGAUAACGCUGCUACCCUGGUGGUCACUGCCACUGUUCAUCCACCUUUAUCUGGUGAUGUUGCAUUUUCUAACCUUGCUGAUGGACUGCCUGCAUCCCACAUCUCUGAUGACAGCUCUGGACUUCCUGCAUGUGAAUGUGUUCUAGCUGCCACCUCUGUGGUUGCUGCCAAUGCCCUGCAGCUGCCUUCCCCCGCUGGCACACAAGUUGCAACUGGCAUGGGCAUGAAGCUUUUGCCUGAAGUUGCUGAACCUAUGGCCACUAUAUCUUUGCCCAGUCAAGGUAUUAUUACUGCGCUUGGGUUGUCUUUACCCGAUAGUGUUACUGUUGGUGAAAGACCAGUGUCCACUGAAAGAAUUGCUGACCUGAUGCCUCCACCCCAUGAGAGUGUAGGUGAAGCUGUGCAAUUGCCUGUGCCCUCUGAGGCUGCCAACGAUCCUGUGCCUUCUGAGGCUGCCAAUAAUCAGGUCCCUUGUGUCCCCAAAGAUGAAGCUGCCAGCGAUCUUGUGCCCUCUGGUGAGGUUGCUACCGAUCAGGUCCCUAGUGUCUUAAAAGAUGAGGCUGCCAGCGAUCUUGUAUCCUCUGAGGCUGCCAGCGAUCAUGUGCCCUCUGAGGCUGCCAGGGAACAGGUCCCUUGUGCUCCCAAAGGUGAAGCUGCCACCGAUCCUGUGCCCUCUGGUGAGCUUGCUGGCGAUAGGGUCCCUAGUGUCUUAGAAGAUGAGGCUGCCAGCAAUCCUGUGCCCUCUGAGGCUGCCCGCGAUCAGGUCCCUUGUGCCCUUGAAGGCGAGGCUGCCACCGAUCAGUUUCCUUGUGCCCUCAAAGGUGAAACUGCCAGUGAAUCUGUGCCCUCUGAGGCUGCCAGUGAUCAGGCCCCUUGUGCCUUUGAAGGUGAAGCUGCCAGCAGUCCUGUACCUGUGCCCUCUGAGACUGCCACCAAUCAGGUGCCUUGUGUCCUCAAAGAUGAGGCCACCUGUGAUGAUGAACUCUUGUCUCCUCUGAGUGCCACUAAUCAAGCGUCUUUACCUAAUGAAGAUGCUGAUAAAAUUGCCUUGCCCCCUCAAGGCGUGUGUGAAGCUAGUCUGGUGCUUUUGGCCUUUGAGGAUGCCACUGAUCAGGCAGUUUUGCCUCCUCAACAUGGUGCCAGUCAGGUGCCUUUUGCCCCUGAGGGUGAUGCUGCAGCUCGGGUCCCCUUUCCCUAUGAGGGUAAAGAUCAAGGUCCCAAAACACCUGAUCAAUUGACUUGUUCCACUGAGGCUGCUCCCGAGCGCCCGCUCUUACCCAGCUCUGACAGUAUGUCCUCUGCUCUGUCCGUUGAUGCCAGUGCCAUUGAAGGUCCACUUUCUGUAGAUGGCACCACUGAUUUGCCAUUGUCUUCCACUCCUCUGGCCGACACAGUGGACGAGUCAUCAGCUCAGCCUCCAGUUGUGGAAGCUGAACUUCAUGUUCCUGUGUCCCCUUGCUUUCCUGAGCUGCCUUCCGCCACCUCCGAUUUUUCUGUAGGUCAAGAAAUCCCCUGUGCUGAUAAUGCUUACAUUGAGCAGUCACUAACAGUAGACCUGCCUGCUUCAGAGCCUCAUUCCCUGCUCUCCCAUCUAACUGACCAGGUUGCUCAGUGUACUGACUUGCUUCUAUCUCUUGAUCCCACUGAGAAUUCCCAGCUUCAAUCCCCUCUGCACGCUACUACUAAGCUGCCACCCUCUCCCCGCAUUGCUGAUUAUUCACCUGAUGUACCUACAUCUUCUGAACUUUCUUUAUCUUCAGAAUCUAGACCUGUCACUGAAUUUCCUCCAUAUCUCAUUGUCCCACCUGCCCCUGUUCAACUCACUACCCCAUCCCCUGAAUCAUCCUCGGCUGUCCAAAUUGAUGACGAUGAUGAUGAGAUGCCUCCUCUGAUUUCUGCGAUCAACGAGACUCCCCUCUGUGAGGCUCCUGCCCCACCUGUUCUUGAGAAGGCAAUUCCCAAGAUUUCUCUGACUGGAAAGGAGUCGGUGGUGAAGCAAAAUGAUGAGGGGUCUGGGACAGAAUCGGACAGCGAUGAGUCGGUACCAGAACUGGAAGAACAGGAUACAACGCAGUCAGCAACACAGCAAGCCCAGCUUGCAGCUGCAGCCGAAAUCGAUGAAGAGCCAGUUAGCAAAGCAAAACAGAGCAGAAGUGAAAAGAAGGCACGAAAAGCAAUGUCAAAACUGGGUCUCCGUCAGGUUACUGGGGUAACGAGAGUCACGAUAAGAAAAUCGAAAAACAUACUGUUUGUCAUCACAAAGCCAGAUGUCUACAAGAGUCCUGCAUCCGAUACCUAUAUUGUUUUUGGUGAAGCUAAGAUUGAGGAUCUAUCUCAGCAAGCACAGCUUGCCGCUGCAGAGAAAUUCAAGGUACAGGGAGAAUCUGUUGCCAAUAUCCAAGAAAACACACAGACUCCAACUGUACAGGAGGAGAGCGAAGAGGAAGAGGUUGAUGAAACCGGUGUAGAGGUCAAGGACAUAGAGCUGGUCAUGUCGCAAGCCAACGUGUCCCGAGCUAAGGCUGUCCGCGCAUUGAAAAAUAACAACAACGAUAUUGUAAAUGCUAUUAUGGAGUUGACGAUGUAAGCUGCAGGAACUAAUUGGGUAACAGUCCUUUUGGUGCAGCAUCAGUACAUUUGUACCAUUUAUAUUGAUAAAUCUUAAAUAAAGAUGUGGCUUGAAAUAGUUAAUUU
Amblyraja radiata (thorny skate) is the source of this 4002-nucleotide messenger RNA. RefSeq names its product nascent polypeptide-associated complex subunit alpha. Gene Ontology annotation, cellular component: nascent polypeptide-associated complex. The coding region runs from base 131 to 3895 and encodes 1254 amino acids. NCBI's taxonomy places the organism in Eukaryota, Metazoa, Chordata, Chondrichthyes, Rajiformes, Rajidae. The record is from RefSeq and is a predicted model, not a curated record. The transcript is spliced from 11 exons.